Molecule: messenger RNA, 5240 nt
Organism: Danio rerio (zebrafish)
Lineage: Eukaryota; Metazoa; Chordata; Actinopteri; Cypriniformes; Danionidae
Source: RefSeq, a predicted model, not a curated record
AUGAUCCACACUGGAGAGAAACCAUUCACAUGCACCCAGUGUGGGAAGAGUUUCAGCUUAUUGUGGUCCCGUAAUCUACACAUGAGGAUCCACUCUGGAGAGAAACCAUUCACAUGCACCCAGUGUGGGAAGAGUUUCAGCUUAUCGUGGUCCCGUAAUCUACACAUGAGGAUCCACUCUGGAGAGAAACCAUUCACAUGCACUCAGUGUUGGAAGAGUUUCAGCAGCUCAUCACACUUUAAUUACCACAUGAGGGUCCACACUGGAGAGAAACCAUUCACAUGCACUCAGUGUGGGAAGAGUUUCAGCUGCUCAUCAUCCCUUUAUAAACACAUGAGGAUCCACACUGGAGAAAAACCAUUCACAUGCACUCAGUGUGGGAAGAGUUUCAGCCAAUCAUCACACCUUAAUCACCACAUGAGGAUCCACACUGGAGAGAAACCAUUCACAUGCACUCAGUGUGGGAAGAGUUUCAGCCGCUCAUCAUACCUUAAUCAACACAUGAGAAUUCACACUGGAGAGAGACCGUACACAUGCCAAGAGUGUGGAAAAAGCUUCUGUCAAGCAGGAAACUUUGCAGUGCACAAAAGAAUUCACACUGGAGAGAGGCCCUACACCUGCACUCAGUGUGGGAAGAGUUUUGGAAGAAAAAAUAAUCUUAAGAUUCACAUGAGGAUCCACACUGGAGAGAAACCAUUCACAUGCACUCAGUGUGGGAAGAGUUUCAUCCGCUCAUCAUGCCUUAAUCAACACAUAAGGAUCCACACUAGAGAGAAACCAUUCACAUGCACUCAGUGUGGGAAAAGUUUCAGCCACUUAUCACACCUUAAUUACCACAUGAGGAUCCACACUAGGGAGAAACCAUUCAGAUGCACUCUGUGUGGGAAGAGUUUCAGCCAGUCAUCACACCUCAAUCACCACAUGAGGAUUCACACUGGAGAGAAACCAUUUACAUGCACUCAGCGUGGGAAGAGUUUCAGCUGCUCAUCACACCUUAAUCAACACGCAAGUAUCCACACUGGAGAGAAACCAUUCACAUGCACUCAGUGUGGGAAGACUUUCAGCCGCUCAUCAUCCCUUAAUCACCACAUGAGGAUCCACACUGGAGAGAAACCAUUCACAUGCACUCAGUGUGGGAAGAGUUUCAGCCAAUCAUCAUCCCUUAAUCACCACAUUAAGAUCCACACUGGAGAUAAACCAUUCAUAUGCAGUCAGUGUGGGAAGAGUUUCAUCUGCUCAUCACAUCUUAAUCACCACAUGCGGAUCCACACUGGAGAGAAACCAUUCACAUGCACUCUGUGUGGGAAGAAUUUCAGCUGCUCCUCGCACCUUAAUCACCACAUAAGGAUCCACACUGGAGAGAAACCAUUCACGUGCACUCAGUGUGGGAAGAGUUUCAGCAAAUCAUCAAACCUUAAUCAACACAUGAGGAUCCACACUGGAGAGAAACCAUUCACAUGCCCUCAGUGUGGGAAGAGUUUCAGUAAAUCAUCCUACUUUAAUACACACAUGAGAAUUCACACUGGAGAGAGGCCGUAUACAUGCCAACAGUGUGGAAAAAGCUUCUACCAAUCAGGAAACUUUGCAGCGCACAUGAGAAUUCACACUGGGGAGAGGCCGUACUCUUGCAUCCAGUGUGGAAAGAGUUUUAAGCAAAAUUGCACCCUUGAAGUCCACAUGAGAACACACACUGGAGACAGAAGUUUUAUUUGCUCAUACUGUGGAAAACGUUUUUCUCAAAAACAUGACCUUAACAUCCACAUGAGGAUUCACACUGGAAAAAAAACUCACACAUGCACACAGUGUGGGAAAAGGUUUACUCAAAAAACAAGUCUUGACAACCACAUGAGUAUUCAUACUGGAGAGAAACCUUACAGAUGCACAGAGUGUGGGAAAACUUUCCCACAUAAAAGCUCACUCAAACACCACAUGAGAACUCACACUGGAGAGAAGCCGUUUGCAUGUACUCAGUGUGGAAAGAAUUUUGGAAGAAAAGGCGAUCUUAAGAUUCACAUGAGGAUCCACACUGGAGAGAAACCAUUCACAUGCACUCAGUGUGGGAAAAGUUUUAGCCAAUCAUCAUCCCUUAAUUACCACAUGAUGAUCCACGCUGGAGAGAAACCAUUCACAUGCUCCCAGUGUGUGAAGAGUUUCAGUUGCUCAUCUCACCUUAAUAAACACACGAUGAUCCACACUGGAGAGAAACCAUUCUCAUGCACUCAGUGUGGGAAGAGUUUCAGACACUCAUUAUUUCUUAAACAACACAUGAUGAUCCACACUGGAGAGAAACCAUUCACAUGCACUCAGUGUGGGAAGAGUUUCAGCCAAUCAUCAUCCCUUAAUCACCACAUGAUGAUCCACACUGGAGAGAAACCAUUCACAUGCACUCAGUGUGGGAAGAGUUUCAGCCAAUCAUCAUCCCUUAAUCACCACAUGAGGAUCCACACUGGAGAGAAACCAUUCACAUGCACUCAGUGUGGGAAGAGUUUCAGCCAAUCAUCAUCCCUUAAUCACCACAUGAGGAUCCACACUGGAGAGAAACCAUUCACAUGCACUCAGUGUGGGAAGAGUUUCAUACAAUCAUCACAACUUAACCGACACAUGAGGAUCCACACUGGAGAGAAACCAUUCACAUGCACUCACUGUGGGAAGAGUUUCAGCAAAUCAUCAUCCCUUAAUGAACACAUGACUAUCCACUCUGGAGAGAAACCAUUCACAUGCACUCAGUGUAGGAAGAGUUUCAGUUGCUCAUCUCACCUUAAUCACCACAUGAGGAUCCACACUGGAGAGAAACUAUUCUCAUGCACUCAGUGUGGGAAGAGUUUCAGACGCUCAUCAUCUCUUAAAGAACACAUGAGGAUCCACACUGGAGAGAAACCAUUCACAUGCAUUCAGUGUGGAAAUCGCUUCAGCCGAUCAUCAACCCUUAAUCAACACAUGAUGAUCCACACUGGAGAGAAACCAUUCACUUGCACUCAGUGUGGGAAGAGUUUCAGCCAAUCAUCAUCCCUUAAUCAACACAUGAGGAUCCACACUGGAGAGAAAUCAUUUACAUGCACUCAGUGUGGGAAGAGUUUCAUACAAUCAUCACAACUUAACCGACACAUGAGGAUCCACACUGGAGAGAAACCAUUUACUUGCACUCAGUGCGGGAAGAGUUUUAACUGCUCAUCACACCUUAAUCAACACAUCAGGAUCCACACUGGAGAGAAACCAUUCAGAUGCACUCAGUGUGGGAAGAGUUUUAACUGCUCAUCACACCUUAAUGAACACAUGAUGAUCCACACUGGAGAGAGACCAUUUACUUGCACUCAGUGUGGGAAGAGUUUUAGCAAAUCAUCGUCGCUUUAUAGACACAUGAAGAUCCACACUGGAGAAAAACCAUUCACUUGCACUGAGUGUAGGAAGAGUUUCAGCCAAUCAUCAUCCCUUAAUCAACACAUGAGGAUCCACACUGGAGAGAAACCAUUCACAUGCACUGAGUGUGGGAACAGUUUCAGUAAAUCAUCAUCGCUUUAUACACACAUGAAGAUCCACACCGGAGAAAAACCAUUCACUUGCACUGAGUGUGGGAAGAGUUUCAUCCAAUCAUCAUGCCUUAAUGUACACAUGAGGAUCCACACUGGAGAGAAACCUUUCACAUGCACUCAGUGUGGGAAGAGUUUCAUCCACUCAUCACACCUUAAUCAACACCUUAUGAUUCACACUAGAGAGAAACCAUUCAAAUGCACUCAGUGUGGGAAGAGUUUGAGCCAAUCAUACCUUAAAAAACACAUGAAGAUUCACACUGGUGUGAGAGAGCAUAUGUGCUUGGAGUGUGAGAAGACUUUUAUUACAGCUGCAGAAUUGAAACGGCACCAGAGGAUUCACACUGGAGAAAAACCGUACAAGUGUUCACACUGCAGUAAGAGGUUUACUCACUCAGGAACCCUGAAAACACAUGAGAGGAUUCACACUGGAGAGAAACUGUACAAGUGUUCACACUGCAGUAAGAGGUUUGCUCACUCAGGAACCCUGAAAGCACAUCAGAGGAUUCAAACUGGAGAUAAACUGUAGACGUGAUCAGUGUGUAUUAGGGCUGGUUACCGAAACCCGUUGCCCUUUUUGCACCGCUACCUUGGUAACCGGUAUGUAUCGGUAUUAAAUCAGCAUAUGAAUUUCGGUGCUUAAUUUCGGUGCUGCGGCAUGAACGUGAGGGGUGCAUGAAAAAAGGCAAAUAUAGGCAUUGUGUCACAGCAUCACUAAACAUUUAAUUCUAAACAACUUUGAGGAAUACGGACAGGCAAUAUCAGGCGAUUGUUAUUGUCACUAGGGAACAGACGCACGCAACGCACGCAGUACAGCGCAUUUAGCCUGGAACCAGUGGUUUUCGGUGAGCGAGAGCGACACUCUUCAGAUCAACAUGCGUGAUCACGUUCAUCCAAUUUGCCUAAACUAAGCAUUCUAAAGCAUAUUUUACAAGCAAGGAUUCUUACACAGCAACUGUCUUUACAAAAGUAGGAAACAUGUCAAACUUAAUGACACAUGUAGAACAGAUGUAACACAUUGAUCAAAUGUAGUUUUCAGUCACGCUCAUGUAAGUCAUAUUCAACUGAUUUCCGUCUUGAGCUCAUCAAUUAUUUACAACACAUUUUUAAACAUAAUAGUUUAACUAACUCGUUUCUAAUAUCUAACGUUACUUUUUUAUGCUGACAGUCAGUGCAGAACAUUUUACUAGUUAUUUUGCAAGACAGUAUUCAAACAAAGUCCCUUUAAGUGUUUUAUAGUCUUUUAUUCAGAUUAAAGGGUAAUUUAGACCAGAGGUGCUGUAACUAUACCGCAGAGGGAGAAAUGCCAUCCCGCUGUUUCCACAGAGCUUCUAUGUUUUUGUUGUUGGGCUUCCAAAUGACACGACACAAGCACAGAAGUGCUUACAGUUCAAUAUUAAUUAUGUUCCAGAGAACUAUAAAAUACACAGCAAGCAUGAUUUGACAAAACGCAGCUUCCAGAAUCUCUCCCAGUUCAGUGCUGGAUUCGGCUAAAAUCUCCUCAAAGAUGGAGCAAGGACACGCUGUGAACUGAGUCAUAACCUGUAAGUGUUUUUAUUUGUUAAAAUUGAUCAUGACAUGUACAGCGUCUAGCCUUAACGGUGUGUUGUAGCAAAGAUGUAAACAACGGGAAAUUAUGUUCAUCGCUAACGACUUAGCUACAAAUCCAUACUUAUCAGUCAAACGGCUGUAAACACACACACAUACAUACAC